CCCGCCCCCCUCUCUCUCUCUGUGGCUGUGUUUAGGUUUUAGGUUUGAUCAGGUUUUAUCUCCGCCGGUAGAAGCAGCAGCGGCGGCGGCCAUGGCAAACUACGAUUUAACGCCCCGAAUCGCGCCGAACUUGGACUGCCAUUUGGUGUUUCCUCUGUUGGAGUUCCUGCAAGAACGGCAACUGUAUGCAGAUGAAGACAUACUCAAGGCGAAGAUCGAGCUCCUGAACAAUACGAACAUGGUCGACUACGCCAUGGACAUCCAUAAAUCUCUCUACCGCACCGAAGAUGUCCCUCAAGAGAUGGUGGAGAGGAGGGUGGAGGUUGUGGCCAGGUUGAAGACCUUGGAGGAGGCCGCCGACCCCUUGAUUACUUUUCUGCAGAAUCCGGCGGCGGUCCAGGAGCUUAGGGCUGAUAAGCAGUACAAUCUUCAGAUGCUUAAUGAUCGCUACCAGAUUGGUCCAGAGCAGAUAGAAGCCCUGUAUCAGUAUGCAAAGUUUCAGUUUGAAUGUGGCAACUACUCUGGUGCAGCUGAUUAUCUGUACCAGUACAGGGGUUUGUGCACCAAUGGUGAAAGGAGUUUGAGUGCAUUAUGGGGAAAGUUAGCAGCAGAAAUAUUGAUGCAAAACUGGGAUAUUGCCCUUGACGAACUCAACCGACUAAAGGAAAUUAUUGACUCAAAGAGCUUUUCAUCUCCUUUAAAUCAAGUGCAAAGUAGAAUAUGGCUAAUGCACUGGAGCUUGUUCAUCUUUUUCAACCAUGACAAUGGGAGAACACAGAUUAUUGACCUCUUCAAUCAAGACAAGUAUCUAAAUGCCAUUCAAACAAAUGCUCCACAUCUUUUACGCUACCUGGCAACUGCCUUUAUUGUCAAUAAAAGGAGAAGGCCUCAAUUUAAAGACUUUAUAAAGGUUAUCCAGCAAGAGCAGUAUUCCUUUGAGGAUCCAAUCACAGAGUUUUUGGCAUGUGUAUAUGUCAAUUAUGAUUUUGAUGCAGCACAAAAAAAGAUGAAAGAGUGUGAAGAAGUCAUACUGAAUGAUCCAUUCCUUGGCAAACGUGUGGAAGAAGGCAACUUUUCCACUGUACCACUAAGGGAUGAAUUCCUCGAAAAUGCCCGCCUUUUCAUCUUUGAGACUUAUUGCAGAAUACAUCAGCGCAUAAACAUGGGUGUUUUGGCAGAGAAACUAAAUUUGAAUUACGAGGAGGCUGAGAGAUGGAUUGUGAAUCUUAUACGAACCUCAAAGCUUGAUGCUAAGAUUGAUUCGGAGUCUGGAACUGUUGUCAUGGAACCUAAUCAGCCUAAUGUGUACGAGCAACUUAUCGACCAUACCAAGGCACUCUCGGGACGAACCUACAAACUGGUCAGCCAAGUGCUAGAACAUGUGCAGGGACAGGUUGCUCGAUAGAUAGGCGAGCUGGUAUUGAAAUUGCUCUCACUCGCAAUUUUGAGGUUUUAUAAAUUGCUGUUUGUGGGUAGGAUUAGAUUUGAAACUGUAGAAUUGGAUGUCCUAGUCUAGUUUUUGAGGGGGAGGGAGGAUACAUUUGUUAAGAAGAGAUAUCUAAGUUGAUGCGCUCUAAGGAGUCUGGUUAUGUUGCUUGACAACCGUAGUUGUUUUUGUUAUUUAUGUGCUUAUUUGGGAAGUAUUGCCCAAUAUAUGUUCUGCAUCUUGCUCUGCAUUUCACACAACUUUCCCACCUAUCUGGGCCUCGUGAUCUGGUCUUUUAGUUUUCUAAUGUGGUUUUAUGUGCAAUAAACGGAUCUGGAAUUUAUUUCUUUACUGAA
Diospyros lotus (date-plum) is the source of this 1782-nucleotide messenger RNA. RefSeq names its product eukaryotic translation initiation factor 3 subunit E. Gene Ontology annotation, cellular component: cytoplasm; eukaryotic translation initiation factor 3 complex; nucleus. Bases 92 to 1405 code for a protein of 437 amino acids. The record is from RefSeq and is a predicted model, not a curated record. Gene Ontology annotation, biological process: translational initiation. The transcript is spliced from 8 exons. Lineage: Eukaryota; Viridiplantae; Streptophyta; Magnoliopsida; Ericales; Ebenaceae. Gene Ontology annotation, molecular function: translation initiation factor activity.